Molecule: messenger RNA, 3033 nt
Organism: Microthlaspi erraticum
Lineage: Eukaryota; Viridiplantae; Streptophyta; Magnoliopsida; Brassicales; Brassicaceae
Source: the annotation of a GenBank genome assembly
AUGGCUUCCUCUUCCUCUUCUACGUCUCCUAACUACACCUACAAUGUCUUCGCGAGCUUCCACGGGAAAGAUGUGCGUAAAACACUUCUCAGUCACAUACGUGAACAGUUUAACCGCAACGGGAUCACUAUGUUCAAUGAUGAAGCGAUUGAGAGAAGCGCAACGAUCGCCCCAUCGCUCACACAAGCUAUAAAAGAGUCCAGGAUCUCGAUCGUGAUUCUCUCCAAGAGAUAUGCUUCUUCAGGCUGGUGUUUGGAUGAAUUGGUGGAGAUAAUGGAGACUAAAAAAGAUAUGGGACAGAUAGUGAUGACCAUCUUCUAUGGAGUGGAUCCGUCUCAUGUGCGGAAACAGAUCGGGGAUUUCGGGAUCGCUUUCAAUGAAACUUGUGAACGUAAGAAACCUACAGACAAGCAAAGACAGAAAUGGAGCCAAGCUUUGAACGAUGUAGGCAACAUCGAGGGGGAAGACUUCUUAAGAUGGAACAAUGAAGCGGCAAUGAUCAAGAAAGUCGCAAAAGAUGUUUUAGAGAAGCUCAACGCGACACCAUCUAAGGAUUUUGAUGGUAUGGUGGGACUUGAAGCUCAUUUGGGAGAAAUGGAGUCUUUGCUAGAUUUAGAUUAUGAUGGAGUUAAGAUAGUUGCAAUCACUGGUCCUUCAGGGAUUGGUAAGACUACCAUUGCUAGAGCUUUACAUAGCAUACUCUCUAAUAGGUUUCAGCUUACUUGUUUUGUGGACAACCUUAGGGGAAGCUACCCUAUUGGUCUUGAUGAGUAUGGUCUGAAGUUGCGUUUACAAGAACAGUUUCUUUCGAAUAUCUUGAACCAGGAUGGUAUGAGGAUAUGUCAUUUAGGUGUGUUAAAAGAAAGGCUGCGUGACCAGAGAGUGCUCAUCGUUCUUGAUGAUGUUAACAGUAUAAAGCAAUUAGAGGCGUUGGCUGAUGAAACUACAUGGUUUGGUCCUGGCAGUAGAAUUGUAGUCACCACAGAAAACAAAGAGCUUCUGCAGCAACAUGGUAUUAACAAUACGUACCAUGUGGGGUUUCCAUCUAGAGUAGAAGCUCUUGAAAUAUUUUGUAGAUAUGCUUUUAGAAAAAGAGAUCCACUCGAGGGUUUUGAAAAGCUUUCUGAAAAGGUAACAGAGUUUUGUGGCAACCUUCCAUUGGGUCUCCGUGUGGUGGGUGCAUCUUUACGUGGGAAGGAGGAUGAUGAGUGGGAAGAAGUAAUACGGAGGCUAGAAACUAUUAUUGAUCAUCAAGAUAUAGAAGAGGUACUAAGAGUCGGUUAUGAGAGUCUACAUGAGAAUGAGCAAUCUCUAUUUCUCCAUAUAGCAGUCUUCUUUAACUAUAAAGAUGGUGAUCUUGUGAAAGCCAUGUUCGCUGACAACAGCAAAAUUGAUAUCAAACAUGGUUUGAAAAUCCUAGUAGACAGAUCUCUCAUAUAUAUGUCUACAAAAGGAGAAAUAGUGAUGCACAAGUUACUGCAACAAGUGGCUACAAAAGCCGUUCAUAGAGAAGAACCAUGGAAACGCCGAAUUUUAAUAGAUGCUCAAGAGAUUUGUGAUGUUCUUGAAGGUGCCGAAGGUACAAGAGCUGUGUCCGGCAUAUCAUUUGACAUAUUUGAUGUGAAUGAAGUAUCUAUCAGUGAGAGAGCUUUCAAAAGAAUGCCUAAUCUUCGAUUCCUAAAAGUUUACAAAAGUAGAGCUGAUGGGAAUGAUGUAUUGCAUAUACCUGAGGAGAUGGAGUUUCCGUGUCGCCUAAGGUUACUACAAUGGGACGCAUACCCUAACAAAUUUCUUCCUCCAAAAUUUCGUCCUGAAUAUCUUGUCGAACUCAAUAUGGAGUUUAGCCAUCUCGAGUACCUAUGGCAUGGACCCCAGCCGUUUACAAAUCUCAAAAAGAUGGAUUUGUCAGCGUCCAGGAAUUUGAAGGAACUUCCUGAUCUUUCAAAGGCUACAAAUUUAGAGACAUUGGAUCUGCGUGGUUGCAUGAGUUUGGUAGAGAUUCCAUCAUCUUUUUCACAUCUUCAAAAACUAAAGAAGUUGAAGAUGUCUGGCUGCAAAAACCUACAAUUCAUUCCUGCUCACAUGAACUUGGCAUCUCUCGAUUCAGUCAUUAUGGAAGGAUGCUCAAAACUGACAAAGUUUCCAGAUAUUUCAACCAACAUCAGAAAAUUGGACAUAGCAGCAACAUCAGUAGAAGAUGUGCCUCCAUCAAUUAGGCUUUGGUCUCGUCUUGAGCGUCUCUCGAUAAGAGACAACCGAAAUCUUAAGGGAGUGAUAACACAUCUCCCCACGAAUUUACAGUUGGUAAACCUAAGCUAUUCAGGUAUUGAAAAGAUACCAGAUUGCAUGAAAGAUCUUCAUCGGCUACAAGAGCUUGAUAUAUCUGGCUGCACAAGACUCGCAUCGUUACCAGAGCUUCCUGGUUCACUCAACAACCUAAGUGCCGAUGAUUGUGAAUCACUAGAGACAGUGUUUUUCCAUUUGAAACACAGUCCAGAUGCGAGGCUUACAUUCAUCAACAACUUCAAACUUGGACAACAAGCAAGACGAGAAAUUAUUCUUGGAUCGUUUUUUCGAGGAACCGCUCUCUUACCAGGAAUACAAGUACCCACAGAGUUCGAUCACCGAGCCAGAGGGAAUUCCUUAACAUUUCCUCAUCCUGCUUUCUCAAGAUUUAAGGUCUGCCUCGUGAUUUCGCCAAACCCUAACAAAAACUGGGAAUAUAUAACUUCACACCUAUUGAGUUGUCGCAUAUUAGGCAAAGAUGACGACUUAUGCCCCACCGAACAGGAAUUCGGCAUAGGCGAUGUCUCCAAAUAUGGAGCGGAACAUCUGUUUGUAUUCCACUCUAGCUUACUUGACAAAUAUAUGGCCCCAGCUGAAGUAAGGAGAGAGAUAGUGUUUACAUUCAGCAGCCAAUCCAACGCCUUCGACAUUAUUGAGUGUGGUGCCAAGAUCUUGACCAAACCAAGCAUCGAAAAAGGAGCUAUGAGUUGGGCCUCCUCCCAUCUGAGAUUGUUCCCGCCAGCUUGA